This is a messenger RNA of Acinonyx jubatus (cheetah), 489 nucleotides long. It is a transcript of the gene KRTDAP, whose product is annotated as keratinocyte differentiation associated protein. The transcript is spliced from 6 exons. Lineage: Eukaryota; Metazoa; Chordata; Mammalia; Carnivora; Felidae. The record is from RefSeq and is a predicted model, not a curated record. The coding region runs from base 64 to 363 and encodes 99 amino acids. Gene Ontology annotation, cellular component: extracellular region.
CUUCCCGGGAAUAUAAAGGGCAAGCGGUGAGGCCCCGCCUCAGAGCACCCCAAACCUGACACCAUGAAGGUCCCAGUCCUUCCUGCUGUGGUUCUUCUCUCGCUUGUGGUGCUCCACUCUGCUCAGGGUGCCUCCCUGGGUACUUCCGAGGAAGAAACCACCAUCGGUGAUUAUGCGGCAGGCCCUGAGAACUUUAAUGCUCAGUUCUUGAACAUCGACAAGUUGCGUGCUGCUUUUAAGCCCGAUGAAUUCCUGAACUGGCAUGCCCUCUUUGAGUCUAUCAAAAGGAAACUUCCUUUCCUCAACUGGGAUGCCUUUCCAAAGCUGAAGGGUUUGAGGAGUGCAACUCCCGACGCCCAGUGACUGUUCCCCUCAAGACCCAGCACUGCUGACACCCACUGGAGGAGGGGCUAAGUGUGGGAUCUGAUCACCAUCUUGUAAUCACUCUCUCCAGGCUCAGCGACACCAAUAAAAUGUUUUCCAACCUGA